AUGGAAGUGCCUGUUCCUGCUCCCGUUCCCGUUUCCCGGUCCAGGUCUGUGUCCGUGCCCAAUGCCAAGCCAUGUGGAGAGUGUCUGCCUCAGAUAUCAGGUGUCAGGUGUCAGGUGUCCACCAAAGCCAAAGCCAAAGCCAAUUCCACUCUAGUUCCUCCAACCCAAUCGAUCACGAACGCAACAGCCGAUUUCAACCAUCUCCCUCCGAUUUCCUCGCUCCGUCGCCCACUUCACUCCUUCCGAAUCUCUCUUCCCUUCGUUCGGCCCCUCUCUCCCGGCCCUAUUCUCGACCUCUUCCUCGGCGAUGCUCACCUCGCUGUUGUAACAUCCAUCCCUCCCCGUCAUUUCCCGCCCGUGUUGAUCCUACUCGUGGUGUCCUCUUAUCCUACAUUAUUCUGUCUUGUCUCUUGGAUUUCACCAUUCGCUCCCCCGGCGAUGACUUCACCGGCAACGCGCACACUUGCUGCAAGGCCCAUGGUCUUGGGUCUGGCCAGACUGAUCGUCCUCACCUGUUCUCAACUUCCCCUCGCCGCCGGCGCCCCCGGCUCUCUCGACCUACCUUCUCUCCUCCUCUGA
Molecule: messenger RNA, 579 nt
Organism: Penicillium manginii
Lineage: Eukaryota; Fungi; Ascomycota; Eurotiomycetes; Eurotiales; Aspergillaceae
Product: DUF21 and CBS domain protein
Exons: 1
Coding region: 1-579 (192 amino acids)
Source: RefSeq, a predicted model, not a curated record